UUUUACACCUUAAGCAUUGUGCCUGCAGCAAAAAUAGUUUUAACAAGAACUGGUCACUUCAGAUGCAUAAAAAAUCAUCAGACAUCACAAGAUUCAUUGUUAGAAGACAGCAGCAGUAAAUCCUGAAAUUAAUACCAAAAUGAAAGACACCUCAAGAACCAGGACACUGAGACUUCGUCUCAACAUAAUACUUGUCAGUGUCCUUAGAGCCUCUCUGCUGACGGAUGGCGCUAACAUACGACUCGUUGGUGGCAGUCACUCCUGCUCUGGUAGAGUGGAAGUCUAUUAUAAUAACCAGUGGGGAACAGUGUGUGAUGAUGACUGGGACAUGAGUGAUGCACAGGUGGUGUGUAGACAGCUUAGAUGUGGUAAUGCUGUCAGCGCUCAUCAAAGUGCGUCCUUUGGUCAGGGAAGUGGCUCAAUAUGGUUGGAUAAUGUUCGCUGUUCAGGAAGUGAAAGCUCCAUCACACAGUGCCCUCGUAAUGAAUUUGGAUCACAUGACUGUAGCCAUAGUGAAGAUGCUGGUGUUACUUGUUCAGGUACAGAAAGUGUGUGCCAGAAUGCAAUCAGGCUGGUGAAUGGUCGCAGUAACUGCUGUGGUCGAGUGGAGAUCCAGUACAAUAGCCAGUGGGGAACAGUGUGUGAUGAUUUUUGGGACUUAAAGGAUGCAGAGGUGGUGUGUAGACAGCUUGGAUGUGGUAAAGCAGUCAGCGCUCUGCAAGAUGCCCGCUUUGGUCAGGGAAGUGAACCAACCUGGCUGGAUGAUGUUCAGUGUACUGGAACUGAGAGCUACAUAGAUCAGUGCUUACACAGUGGAUUUGAAAAUGAGGACUGUGAUCAUCAUGAAGAUGCUGGAGUUGUGUGCUCAGAUUUGCAGACUCCUACGCUGACUCGGAUCUCCCCAAACUCUGUGGUCUCACCUGGAGAAGUCCUUAAGUUCAGAUGUUCCACACCCAGACCAACAUGCAUCUCUGUAGACUUCAGUUUGUAUAAAACUGGGACAUUAAUAAAGAAGCAAACUGCAGAGACUACAACAACAUUUACUCUGACUGUAGAUGGAUCACAUCAGGGCCAGUACACCUGUGACUACACAUACAGGGAAAGUAACUUCACAUCAUCCAGGAGCAGCUCCAUUACCAUCACUGUGGGUAAGAUGCUUUUUUAG
Molecule: messenger RNA, 1165 nt
Organism: Clarias gariepinus (North African catfish)
Lineage: Eukaryota; Metazoa; Chordata; Actinopteri; Siluriformes; Clariidae
Product: deleted in malignant brain tumors 1 protein-like
Exons: 5
Coding region: 140-1165 (341 amino acids)
Cellular component (GO): membrane
Source: RefSeq, a predicted model, not a curated record